CCUCCACCCGCACAGCCAUGGGCAGCGACAACUCGAGCAUCAAACGGGAGAGCAUCGUAGUGUGUGACCUGUCCGCCACCAUAGACCACUGCCCCACGGUCAUCGAGGAGAGCUUGUGUGGUCUUCAGUACAAGACGCCCUAUUUCAAAGCGUCUGCACAGAUUGUGAUGCCUCCAGUCCCGCGCAACGAGACCUGGGUGGUGGGCUGGAUCCAGGCGUGCACUCAUAAAGAAUAUUACAACACCUACGGAGACGUCGGCAUGUCCAGCUGGGAGCUGCCUCAGCUCCGUGAAGGCCUGGUCCAGGCCAUCAGUGACUCAGAUGGCGUGAGUUACCCUUGGUACGGAAACACAACAGAGACAGUCACCAUAGUCGGCCCCACGUCCAAGCCGUCACGCUUCAUCGUCAGCAUGAACGACAGUUUUUCCUCCCAUGUUACCUGGACUUUGUGGAUCAGCGGCUCUAACACACCUUUACUGACGAACAUUAAAAGAGACCAGAGUUUCACCACCUGGCUGGUGGCACUCAACACCACAUCCAGGGAAAAGAUCCUGCUCCACACCAUCAAGUGGAGGAUGAGGGUUGACAUCGCAGUGGACCCGUCCCUGCCUCUGGGUUCCAGGGCCAGGCUGGUGGGCCGGGUGCACCAGGACCAGCCGCGGGUGCUGACCCAAAUAGAGCCCAUCCCUCCUAACGCCAUGAGGGGGCCCAACGCCAACGAGGUCCAGGUUCUGAUGUGGAGGCCGAGGAGAGGCCCUCCGGUUGUUGUCAUACCGCCCAAGUAGAACACCACGUGCAUCUGAUUGGCCGUUUUUGGACAUCAUAUCAUAUCAGGCCAAUUCUGCUAACAGGAUAAUCAGAUGAGACGCAAAAGCAGACAAAAAUAAUAUUUAUAAGCAGGCUGAGAAUUGCAUUACAUGCUGAUGGCCUCAUCAGAGUUGCAGUACUUUGAAUCUUGAGGGGACAACCGCCUUAAUUCCCCACCGCUGACUUUGACGAUCAGAAAGUUUGUUAGUCCCUGCUUCUGGUGCCGUUGGGCCGUGCAGGCGUGCACUCCGGCCCUGCACAACAGAGGGAAGACUCGUCUGAAGUUUGAACAUCAGUGCUGGGAUGUAACUGAUACCUGUGCUGUAGCUACUCAGGCCCUGGAAGAAGUGACGGAGCUUAAAUACAAUUGACAAAGGUUUUCGCGGCCUUAAAGACGGCACACUCGUGGCCUGCUCUGUUCUGUACGCUAAAGUGCUGUGUAAGAGUUUAACCGAGGAAAGUUGUUAGUGUUUGUGUUGCGUUCACGUUCAGCGAGGACGGCGUCGCUGUGGGGUUUCUUCUUCAUCGUGGACGCAGACAAGUAGAAUCUCACCGGGAUGACGUGAGCGUGUGGACGAUCCGGCCUCAGCGGGACUGAAAAAAAAGAAAAAAGGCUUCUGCUGAACUGCUGAGCUGGUCCGGAUGAGACAGAGAUGAAGAGAGAUGGAUGAUGUAACCACAUUAUCUUGCCCAUGCUGCUCAUUACUCUUGGUGCGAACCGAACAAGCCUUCACACACACACACACAGACACACACACCUCAUAUAGAGCCAGGAUCACCAGGAAGGACUGUUCUGCCGGCGUACUGCGAACCCUAACACACAUUAACCGCACAGCGGUGUGGACAAAGAGAUAGUUUAACACCCUGAUUAUUGUAGCCAUGACACAGGGGCAGUUUGUGAGCCCACGCCGACAAUCACGAGCAGCACUUCCGAUGGGACAACUUAGAAGAUGAUCGUUAUUGGACUGAAACUGUUCAGAGAACUGAUGCUUUUAUAGUUGUUAACUUUUUUCCCCAACAUGCCCCGAUUAAAAUAACGUGUUAAUUAAAAAUACAUUUUUACUUCACCGUGAGGUUCACACAGUCUGCCGUCAAAGUGCAUCCGGGCCUCAAGUGUCUUUUACAGUUAACAGCCGUGCCUGUGGGCUCGGAGCAGAGCGCUGCACGGCCCUUCGUGUGAAUCUGACUCGUUAUUCCUACUUGUCCUGCCGGUCGACGUUAGAUUGUCUGAAAGCGACGGGCUGACGGUGUUUUACAGUGUUUUAAU
This is a messenger RNA of Oreochromis aureus, 2074 nucleotides long. RefSeq names its product protein FAM78B-like. NCBI's taxonomy places the organism in Eukaryota, Metazoa, Chordata, Actinopteri, Cichliformes, Cichlidae. The coding region runs from base 18 to 785 and encodes 255 amino acids. The transcript has 2 exons. The record is from RefSeq and is a predicted model, not a curated record.